Molecule: messenger RNA, 3150 nt
Organism: Poecilia latipinna (sailfin molly)
Lineage: Eukaryota; Metazoa; Chordata; Actinopteri; Cyprinodontiformes; Poeciliidae
Gene: bcar1
Product: BCAR1 scaffold protein, Cas family member
Exons: 7
Coding region: 75-2282 (735 amino acids)
Biological process (GO): cell surface receptor protein tyrosine kinase signaling pathway; cell migration
Cellular component (GO): cytoplasm; focal adhesion; plasma membrane
Source: RefSeq, a predicted model, not a curated record
UUUUAACGGUUUGUUAAUAGGGUAGUUUUGUCAGUACAUUCUGCCUCAACCCAUUGAGGACAUUCUUGAUCUUGAUGUGGCCUGAAAUGACCAUGAGUUUUCUCCCCUGGUCUAGAUACACAUGGUGGUCUCCUUCUUCGGUUAAUCUGGUGGUUGUUCCCACUCGAGUGGGACAGCUUUAUGUGUACGACACAGUGAAAGCUGACAAGGACGAGUAUGACGUCCCACCCAGACAUCAGCCACCGGCCCAGAAGGACAUUUAUGAUGUUCCACCCACCCGCCAGCAGUACAGCACCCAGGUGUAUGACACUCCGCCUAUGGUGGUGAAGGGGCCAUCUAGUGGUCAAGACAUAUAUGACACCCCAGCAACCACAGACAAGAAUCCCCAGCAAACUGUGUACAACUUCCCCCCCUCAAUGAGUAAAGAUGUUCCUGACGGUCAGUUAAUCAGGGAGGAGACCUAUGAUGUGCCACCCCACUUUGUCAAAUUGAAGCACCAAGUUCCCACCGGUCCUGGCCAAUACCAGCACAACAACGUUAGUGAUGAUGAUGAGCCGCUCAUUCCAGAAGAUGUUUAUGAUGUUCCACCUCCUAUUCUGACUGAGAAACAUCACCGGGGGGAAAGGGUUGCAGUCAGCCAGGAGAUCUACGACAUCCCAGCCACCCUGCGUGGCGGAGGCCUCCCCAGCCAGGAUGUGUACGACUUCCCACGGGAACGAGAGGACCGAGGCAGCGAGAGGGGAGACCAGUAUGUCUAUGAUGUCCCGCCACAGGUUGUCCGUGAUGCCCAGUCCAAUGCUGAGGAGCUGACCAUGUCGUUUAAGCGCCUCUCUGCGUCAAGCACAGGAAGCACACGGAGCAACCACUCUGCUUCUUCGUUAGACAUGGUUCCUGUCCGGGACACGUCCUCACUUCCUGCCUCCGGCUCCAUCCAAGGAAAACCGCUCAUGCUGGACCUUGAUCAAGCCAUGGAGCGUCUGUCUCGCCUACAGCAGGCUGUUGAGUCCAGUGUUUCCCUCAUGAUGUCAUUCAUCACAGGCAACUGGAGGAGCCCUGCUCACCUGGAUGGAAACCUCACAGCCAUUCAUCAGGCUGCUGACCGGGUGCGAGCCACUGUCCGAGACUUCCUAGAAUUUGCUCGAGGUGCUGUGGCAAAUGCUGCCCAGGCCACAGACCGCUUGCUGCAGACCAAACUGGGUCGGCAGGUUGGAAAGAUGGAGGAGGUCUUCCAGAAUUUGAUUCGGCACAGUCAAAGCUUAGACAGCAUCUCAUGGUCACCCACAGCACUGUCCACUCCGGCUCCAGGAGGGGAUGACUUAGAUCAACUGAUCAUAACAGCGAGAGGUAUCCCUGAUGACACCAAACAGCUGGCCUCCUUUCUUCACGGUAACGCCUCACUGCUCUUCAAAAGGACAACCCGGCAGCAGCAGCAGCUGCCCCUCCCUCCAAUCCCUGGGGAGAUUAGUGGUCACAUGACAGGAUCAGGUAGUGGAACCUACCAGGGAGGGGAGAAAGUGCAUAUUCAGUCACGGCCCCUCCCUUCUCCACCAAAAUUUACAUCUGCAGAGGAGGAGGAAGGAGUGGACAGACCAUAUGAGGUCACAGAGGAAGGCUGGAUGGAGGACUAUGAUUACGUCCAUCUACAGGGAAAAGAAGAGUUUGAGAAGAAUCAAAGACAGCUCCUGGAGAAAGGCAACAUAAUCAGACACAACAAGACGCAGCUAGAGCAGCAACAGAUUAAACAAUUUGAGCGGCUUGAGCAGGAAGUGAGCCGGCCAAUAAACAAUGACAUGACAGGCUGGGUUCCUUCUCUCCACCAUCCUCUGGCCAACCAGCUGUCCACGAACGGCGCCGGAGAGCCCCCAUCCUCCAAGCUGUGUCACAGUGACCGCCAGCUCCUCCUCUUCUACCAGGAGCAGUGUGAGCAGAACAUCACCACGGUUACCAAUGCCAUUGAUGCCUUCUUCACCGCCGUCAACUCCAACCAGCCGCCAAAGAUCUUUGUGGCACACAGCAAAUUUGUCAUCCUUAGUGCGCACAAGUUGGUGUUCAUUGGGGACACACUAUCACGCCAGGCCAAGUCUCCAGAGGUGAGGGGUCGCAUGGCCCAGAGCAGCAACACCCUGUGUGAAAAACUCAAAGACAUCGUAAUCAGUACGAAAACAGCCGCGCUGCAGUAUCCGUGUGCUGGAGCAGCCAGAGAGAUGACGGAGAGGGUGAAGGAGCUGGCCAGCUGCACGCAGCAGUUCAGGAUGGGCCUGGGCCAGCUGCUGCUCAUGUAGGAAGCCAAACCCAAACUGUACUGCACUGUUCCACACACAGCGGUGGGGGACCGGAGGGGAGCUGGGGUACGUCCUCUGAGUGGACGUACCCCACUCAGAGUACAGGAGUGUGAUUGGACUAAAUCCAGGACUUUUUAUCAGUUUAAUCCUGAGACGCAGCAGUAAGACUUUCUGGAGUCCUUGUUCACUGGAGUUGAGCCGUCAUCUCUCUUCCCUUUCUCCCUGUGCUCACUGGGAUCAUUCCUGUCUUUGACUUCUCUAACUACACAGCAGUACAGGAACAUUAUGGUAGGUGGGCUGUAAAAUAACCAGUGUAAAUAUUUAUCUUCCCUGUUUAGAGAGACGAACAGAAAGAACAAUUCAUCGAGAAAUAACACUAAAUGUUCCUUUUUUAAAGAAAAAAUUAUAAAAUCAUAAUUGUAGCCUAAGACCAUAUAAAUCAUUAUUAAUAUUGCCUCUACUGUAUAAUUAUGGCUCUGUUUCUUGAUCUUUGUAUCAUUAUUGGUAGGGAUGUAUAAAUUCCAGAUGUUAUGUAUAGCUCUAUGUUGUAGUGAGUGCCUCCAUUCUCCAUCCCUGACACACAUCUUUCAAUGUCACUUGAUGAUCUGUGGUUGCCCUGUUAACUCUGUGUCGAAAGUGGCUCAUGCUAUGAUAGCUGGUCCACCUGAGUGCCGCUGCUACCCAAAAGACACCCAAAGCCCUGAAGCUGCAUGUGCAGCUAUAACGUUAUAAGUGCCAUCUCACAGGAUUUUCUUUUUUUCUUUUUUUUUUGACAAACUGUAUCUAUGUUGUUUUGUAAGAGGCAUGUAUUCAACUAAAGUGUAAAAGGUUAAAAACCAAUGCAAUUAAAUCUGCUUUAUGUCUUUCU